ACAUUUACCAGAUAUCCUCUCAUUUUCUGAGACUGUUAUCCUUGUGCACUAGUUCAGUACUCUUUAAGAGUGAUUUUAGCCAAAGAUAGACAUGUGGAACGUCUUAAAUCGCCCUUGUCCCAAAGCCCUUUCGAUAUGAACCUGAUGUCUUUAAAGACUCUUUUAGUAGGUUUACUAGGGAUAUGGACGCUGUUUGUGUUUGCCGGUGCUUACACACUUCAAGCUGAAGGGGUUGACGAUGAACAAUAUACCCAUACACGUGGGUUUCCCGCAGAUGAACCAUCAACAGAUGUCAAUUAUAACUCCCUAGAGUCUUCUGUGGAUCCUGACCAAGCGAAUGGCCCAAAGGUUACUCGUAUAUGUGGACAGGUUUUUGGGCUGCAAGACCGUGAAAAGCUGGAAGCCCUAGUGACUUUAAACUUUGGAAUGAGAGUAGCUCAUAUUGAUAAAUUUGGUGGGUAUUGCUUCUUCAACAUCCCUGUGGGCCGUUACAUAAUCUCAAUUGUCCACAAAAACCAUGACUUUCUGGAUGUUCUCAUUAGAAUCAGAGAAAUUAAAGGAAAGCUUUACAUUUAUCAAACAUAUCAUCAUAUUCAUGUCAAACCAAAUGAAGUAUUUUUUAAUAAACUCUACCACAAACCAUACAUCAGUCCAAGACACAACGAACAAUAUAAUGCAUGGAGGCUAUUUUUCAAACCCUAUGUAUUUCUCACAUUACUGUUCAUAUUCACACUGAGUUUGCCAAAGACAAUCAGCUAUCGAAACUAUAACAACAUAAAGGUUGGUGAAAAAAUUGUCGACCACUUUAAGGACCAACUUUCAAAAAAACGAAAACUAUCGCACGAAGACUACAUAAAUGGUCUAAAGUACUCCUAUUUGCUCUCAAAAUACUCCUACUUUAGAGGGAACAAAAAGGAAGGUGAUAAUGACGAUCAGGAAAGUGAAGAUAGCAGUUCUAUAGACAGCGUAGACUCUGUUGAAAGCUUAGAGCAUAACACUGAGGAGUAUGCCAAGUUCAACUAUGACUCUAUCAAGAAAUCUGAUUUUACGUCUCCGUUCCUAAAUUCGCUAUUAAAGGCAGCCAAGUUUUGGGGAACUGGCUACAACUGGACGAGGUCUACUAGGAUCUUUGACUAUUAAUUUCUUGUGUAU
Messenger RNA from Theileria equi strain WA, 1152 nucleotides. RefSeq lists its product as uncharacterized. Lineage: Eukaryota; Apicomplexa; Aconoidasida; Piroplasmida; Theileriidae. The transcript has 2 exons. The coding region runs from base 136 to 1140 and encodes 334 amino acids. The record is from RefSeq and is a predicted model, not a curated record.